UUUAUAUUAUAUUUGUAUUGGAUAAUGAGUGGGUACAUACAGGCAUCGGAACCCUUCCUAAGUGACAGAAAGGAUUUCUCUCCUCAUAUUGACCGAGACGUCCGACCAGCUGAUAUUCAAGAGAAAAUGAUUCAAGGAGGUGAUAACGAAAACAAUGUUCUUCAAAUGCAUGAUGUCACACAUGAACAGUUUGCAAAACUAAGUGAAGACUUUGGAAGCUUGAAAAAAUUGAUUAUGAUUUUGGUAGUUUCAAAUAUUAUACUUAUCUUUGUGUGUUCUGUCUCAGUUGUUUACCAAGAAUCGGAAUAUGCGAGUAAAACAGUAGAUCUCGUAUCAAACUCUGUGACAUCUGUUGAUGAAGUUAAAACAAUCAUACAGGAAAAUCUUGAAUUAAAUGAUUCUCUGAUUAAUGUGCAGAAGCAUAUUUUCUGUGCAUUGUGUGACACUAUGAGAGAUGUUGAGCCGUAUUUUUUCGAGUCCAAUAGAAACAACGAAUGUUGCAUAGGAAAUAUAUCAAAUCUGAUUCGACUUUUGCAUCAUACAUUUUUAAAGAACUUGAAUGAAUACAAUUCAAAAGUAGCAGGUCUAGAAACAAGUAUUGAAGAUGUGAAAGAAGACAUCGACAUUUUACAAACAUCUUUGUUCAGCUCAAACAAAAUAAAUUCGACAGAUAGAGCAAGUGAUGGUAUUCCUAAAGAGAGUACAAUGUGGGCUAAAAUACAGAAAAACAACAGACUGAUAAACGCUAUGCUGAAUCGCAGGCGUUCAGUAUUACACUUGUCAGGAACAGCUGAUACCACUAGAAUCCGUUGGACAGAAGAGGUGCAGUCAGGCGACUUGUCGCAUGAUGAGCAGGGCAUUCAUGUGAGAAGUGGAGGGAAAUAUUUUAUCUACAGCAACAUUCAUUUCUCGAAAAACGUCUGCGACGGAACAGAAAACUUCGGAUACAGAAUAGAUCAAAUAUACAGCGGGAGAGAAUUCAUACCAAUUGCUAGAGUGGAAAAAGUCUGUGCAACUGGCAGUAGCAUAGAUACAGGUUUACUCGUGCAAAGUGUGUUACAAGUUGGCCUUGGACAGCAUGGAACAUUCAGAAUUCAGUACGAUAGAAACAAUCAGGAGUUUAUAGCAAAAGGGAACAAACUGCAUAGCAUUAUUGUUUUUGAAAUUUGAAAUGUAGGACAAAAAUGUAUAUAUUUGAGAAACUGACGCUGAAGUGGAAAACAAUUUAUCAUUGCUUUCUUGUUUGAUGUUUAAUUAUAACUUACAAAGGAAUCUGAUUUUUGAAUAAUGUUUCAUUUUCGUAUUUAUACACCAUUUAUGAAAGCCAGUUUAUCUAAACUACAUAUAUCUCUAUACAAUUACAUGAAGCAUGUAUGACUGUGUCAUUACUGAUUGUAUAUCGUCGUAAUAACCAUACAAUAUCUAUACUUUUCUUCUAUAGAAUGCGUGAAUAUAGCUCUGUCUUUGAUUUUAGCGGUAAAAAUAUUGAUUGAUAAGAAACUGUUUUAUCACAAAACGUAAAUGUACAGUUUUCCCAAUACAAAACGACCAAACAUUAAAGAAAUGUCUUUCCGCUUCGUGUUUUUCACCGGACGAAACACUGGUAUAUUUUGCUUGAGAAAUUUCGUAAGUGUUAUCCCGAAAAAAAGGAGACAAAUUAAAUCACAAAAGAGAUUAGUUACAGCAAUAUUGUAUACGAUCACCAUCAAAUAUUUUGUUACUAGACUGUUAGAUAUUAAAUAUGACCGGCUUUGUUACCAUACUGAGUCUAUACAAUAAGGAUCAUAAUUAAACCUAUUUUAUAUUGCAUCCAAAACGAACAUUAUACACGAGAAUUGCAAAUGAUAUACACAUGUACUUCUUUUUCAUUUGGCAGAAGAGGAGUGUUUCCAUCGUGGCUGAUCCUUCAUUUCAGUCUGGCGUUUCACUUUUACUAGUAUUAAUACUGAAAAACAAGAUAUUUGAAUGAGAUACCCGUUAUGGUCGUUAAACAUAAUUUCCUAUUGUAUCAAUUAAAGGCACAACUACUAGUUUCUUUCAUCUAUCUACAUAAUUAUGCAAAAUUUACUGCAAUAGACUGUAUUAGUUCAGACAAGUUUUAUUUGUAAAAUGUUUUACUUGUUAUUUACCCCGCGACUCUUAUAAUGAAAGAGCAAAUAGCACCCCAGGGUGAGAUAGACAUGUCUUAGAUGCAACAGUGUUCUAUGAUUUAGACAGAAAAUCCAAUACAUUGUUAAUUAUUCGUUUUACAGUCUGAUUGGAGAUGCAAAGUGGCUUGUGUGACAAAGAUUAGUAAAAGGUAGGGGGCCAGAAACGUCUACCAUGCAUCCUCCUAGACUUUUUUCAUAGGUACCAAAUGGUUCAGCAGGACUAACUCUUUCAAAAUAAAAGAUGUUCCCAUGAAAAAAUCUUUUGAACUAUAUAUGAUUUCACUGUUUCCAUGGCAACCGUUCAUUUUUGAAAAGGACAACCAUACAGAUGAUAAUCAGUCAUAUCUUGGUCAGUUUUGGUAAUAAAACAAUAGAAAUAGUAUCAAAAUGGAAAUGGAGCUUAGUCAUUGACUUUUUAAAAAGUGUAUCUUUAUGUUAAUUAAUUAAUUGCAAAUUCAUGAGAAUGUUACAAAAUGACAAAAUUUUGUUAGAAAAUAACAUUUUCAAAGUUUUCAUUCAAUUUAAAUGUACCAAACAGUUCUGAAUUGGCCUUAAAGUCGCUCAGUUUUCUUAAAUAGUAUUUUGUAUCUCUGGUGGUAUUAGUUUUACUACAAAAUAUGUAUGUUUAGCUAAUUUGCAUAAAAAGAAACCAGUACCACAACCAAUGUCAUAGGAAACAAGAUAACACUACAACUGAAUAAAGUGGUAUAGUUAAUUGUUAUCAAUAAAAUAACAAUUAUGUGAGCUAUAUUGUUUUGGAAAUAUAGUUUGAACACAAUUUUGAAGGAGGAAUCAUAAUGUAACAUAUUUUACGCAUGUUACGUUACCAUUUAAAUAAUCUUGUUUUAUUGCAUCACUUAUUUAGAAUGUAGCAGACAGUUUUGAAACAAGAUAACACUACAACUGAAUAAAGUGGUAUAGUUAAUUGUUAUCAAUAAAAUAACAAUUAUGUGAGCUAUAUUUUUUUGGAAAUAUAGUUUAAACACAAUUUUGAAGGAGGAAUCAUAAUGUAACAUAUUUUACGCAUGUUACGUUACCAUUUAAAUAAUCUUGUUUUAUUGCAUCACUUAUUUAGAAUGUAGCAGACAGUUUUGAUCUUAUCUUAAAGUCUCUCAUUGUUUUUCUAAAAUAGUAUUUUAGUUACUUUGAAGGUAAAUAAUUUUUCCACAUUAGGUAAUUAAGCUCAUUUACAUAAAAUGAACCUAUGCAAACAAACAUCUCUGGAAACAAGAUAUUGCUAAAAUUGAACAUCAUAAUAAAAUAAACUGUGAUCAAUAAAAAGGUGAUUAUAUGAGAGGCAUCAUAUGAAAAUAUAGUGUAAAUACUUAUCUGAAGGAGGAAUCUGUUUGUAACAUAUUUUACACGUGUUACGUUACCUUUCCAGUAAACUUUGUUUUAUUGUGUCGUUAUUUUCUUAGAAAAUAGUAUAGUAAUAUUCUCAAGUUAUUAAAUACUUUUACAAAAUAUUGUAGCUCCAUAAGUCUCAAGCAGUGAUAUUGUCCCGUAACGACGCUUUAAAAUAUGUUACCAAUGUAUUUUGUUGUUUUUAGAAACAUGUAGGAAGAAAUUUAAAUCACUGUUAUCAUUAUUAUCAUAUCAUUGAUUUCUUUACAUUUUAAAGUAUUAUUUCUAACAUUUUUUCUUUUAUUGUUCACCAAGAAAUAACCUGAAAUAUUUAUUCCACACUCAAUGUUCGUUUCAUUUUGAAUUACUGUACAUGUGUCUCUCAGUUUAGCUAAUUAUGUUGUUCUUCUAUUUGAUGGUUUCAUUAUUGUCGUCUAUAAUGACGUUUUACAUCGAUUAUGUUUUUGUUUUUUUCUGUAUAUAUUCUGUAUAUAUCAAUUAUGUACAUAUCCCUGCACAAACACUGAUAUAGGGUUACGAUUUUGAGCUGCCUUCAUGGAACAUGCGUUUUCUUAAUGAGUGAUCGUGUAGUGUAUCUAUGCAGCCAUUUACGAGAAAUAAAGCAUUUUGUUUUUGAAAUUCA
This is a messenger RNA of Mercenaria mercenaria, 4137 nucleotides long. RefSeq lists its product as uncharacterized. Lineage: Eukaryota; Metazoa; Mollusca; Bivalvia; Venerida; Veneridae. The transcript is spliced from 6 exons. The record is from RefSeq and is a predicted model, not a curated record. The coding region runs from base 25 to 1170 and encodes 381 amino acids. Gene Ontology annotation, molecular function: protein binding.